CGGAACCAAGCACCGCUCCCCAGCGGGUCAUCACCCUGCCCAACCCCCUCCAGCCCGUCUCUGGGAGUUGGGUCGCCAGCCCCGCCCGGAGCAAGGUUUCGAUUCUCGCAGCAACCCCAUCCGGCUACACUGCAGAGAGGGCCGCGGUUGCCACUGCAAAUGGAGAGCGGAGCAGCCGGCGCGCCGACACCGGCCCAGCCCAACGCGGCUUGCGGCUGGCGCUGCCCUGAGCACAGCGAACGCCUGGCUGAGCUCUUCUGUCACCGCUGCGGCCGUUGCGUGUGCACGCUGUGCCCGGUGCUGGGGGCCCACCGCGGCCACCCGGUGGGCCUGGCCCAGGAGGAGGCUGCGCGCGUGCAGAAACUCAUCCAGGACUGUGUAGAGUGUUUGGCAACCAAGAAGAAGCAGCAUGUUGACAGCAUAGCCCACUUAGAAGACACCGGGGAAAGGCUCAAGGCUUAUGCAGACUCAAGUAAAGAUUGGCUGACACAGAAGUUCACAGAACUCAGAUUACUCCUUGAUGAAGAGGAAGUACUAGCCAAAAAAUUCAUCGAUAAGAACACACAGCUCACCCUCCAGGUGUACAGGGAGCAAGCAGAGUCUUGCAGGAAGCAAAUUGAGGCCAUGGAUGAUUUCUCUACCAGGGUGUGGGUCAUCAGCCUGGAGCCCAACCCAGUCCAGCUGCUGCAGGCAUAUAUAGCCACUAAGUCAGAGAUGGGACAGCAGAUGAGGCCCUCGGAGCUGAGCCACCCAGUGCCCCUGUCCUUCGAGCCUGUCAAGAACUUCUUUAAGGAGUUUAUGGGAGCCAUCCAGGACACUUUACAGACACCAAUGGACACUCGCCUGAAGGAAAACAUAAACUGCCAGCUUUCCGGCUCCUCCAGCACCAAGCCAGGCACCCUGUGGAAAACCAGCUCUUCCCCAGAGAGAUCACUCUUCUUGAAAUACGCCCGCACGCCUACGCUGGACCCGGACACGAUGCACAGUCGCCUGCGUCUGUCGACGGACGGACUGACCGUCCGCUGCGCGCUGCUGGGCCGCCUGGGGCCGCGCCCCGCGCCACGAUUCGACGCCCUGCGUCAGGUGCUGGGCCGCGACGGCUUCGCAGCCGGACGCCACUACUGGGAGGUGGACGUGCAGGAGGCGGGCGUGGGCUGGUGGGUGGGCGCCGCCUACCCGUCCCUGCGGCGCCACGGGGCCUCCGCCGCCUCCCGCCUGGGCUGCAACCGCGAGUCGUGGUGCGUGAAGCGCUACGACCUGGAGUACUGGGCCUUCCACGACUGCCAGCGAAGCCGCCUGCAGCCCCGCCGCGACCCCCACCGGCUCGGCAUCUUCCUGGACUACGAAGCUGGCAUUCUGGCCUUCUACGACGUGGCGGGUGGCAUGAGCCAUUUGCACACCUUCCACGCAGCCUUCCAGGAGCCACUCUAUCCGGCCCUGCGCCUCUGGGAGGGGGCCAUCAGCAUCCCUCGGCUGCCCUAGGCUAGUCUACAGGCUCCGUCCAGGCAACCCCACGCUGCCUAUGUCUGCGACACCAUCAUGCAGCGCCUAUAACCUUCUGGCACACAGUAAAUUUCAGUGAAAGUUUCCUAACAGAGGCACCUUAAAGGUCCCCAUUUGAGCCAACUGCUCUCCAGCACUUCAGAUUGAUUAUCUGGGUCACCUCAAUCCAGAGCACUUGAAAGGUUUCUCGUCUCCUGCCCUGCAUCCUCUCCCAUCUUCAUCUUAUACACUAAAACCAGGGUGAGCAACCUGAAACUUAGCUCGGUCUCUUGAGAGGUACAAGAACAAAACAGGAAAGCCUUUCUCCUUAGCCUUCCCAGCCUGCUGCUCUUUGACGACCUACCCUCGUCCAGCUGCUGGCAGUCUUUUCAAACACGUCAGUCAGAAGCUAGUUCAGUUUUGCAUCCCCCCCCCCCCCCCCCC
Molecule: messenger RNA, 1926 nt
Organism: Onychomys torridus (southern grasshopper mouse)
Lineage: Eukaryota; Metazoa; Chordata; Mammalia; Rodentia; Cricetidae
Gene: Trim14
Product: tripartite motif containing 14
Exons: 6
Coding region: 160-1482 (440 amino acids)
Biological process (GO): innate immune response
Molecular function (GO): zinc ion binding; protein binding
Source: RefSeq, a predicted model, not a curated record